AUGACCGAUGAAUUAGAAGUUUUAUCCGCAUCUGUUGGUCUCUACGUAAAGCCUUCAGCUAGAAUGACUAUUACUGUUUCUUUACCACCAUUGAAACAACCCGGGCAGUCAAUAUCUAAUUGGGAUUUAAUGGAAAAAAUUAAAAAAGCAAUCUAUCCUGUUGAACUAUCGUCAAUUCGCGUCAUGACUAGUACCACUGAGUUGGCUCGAUUUGAGGCAGAACUUCCUUGUCGAAAAGCUCUUCUCAAAGUUGUUAAAGCUCUAGAUGGCUAUUCCUUAAAAGUUAUGGGUUUUUUUGAAUCUCUCAAAGUACGAGCGGCAGAAGCGAAGUCAGAUUUUCCUACUCGACAUGAUUGGGAUGAAUUCUUUAGAAAUGCACCUAGCAUGAAUGAAUUAGAAUCUGGUAAACGACCAGAUACUAUAUAUUUGGCUAGAUUACCCUCGAAUUGGUUUAAGGAUUCAGAUUCUACUGAUAAUGCAAUGCCCAGUGAACUUGUUCUGAAACAUGUAUUUGAACGUUUUGGUAAAGUUCGCUAUGUUGACAUUCCAGUUUGUGAUCCUUACAGAAAAAAAAUGUCGCCUAAGAUAUCAGGAUUGCGCACUACUGGCUUCUCUUUCGGACAAGAAGUGCUGUUUGAGGCAUACGUGCAGUUUGAAGAAUAUAUUUCAUUUGUUAGAGCCAUGGAUUUUUUGCGCAACAAGAAGUUAGUAAAAAUGAUGUCAGAUAAUAGGAUUUUCGAAGCGACUAUAAAGGUCGACUUUGAUAGAAACAAGCAUUUGUCGCAAGAAAAUAUACAUGAAAGAUUUACGGAAAGAGAGCAUUUCAAAAAAUUAGAAAAACGGGAAGCUUUGGAAGAUCAAAAACAUAAUAUCUCACCUAAAGCUGGUUGUUUUCACACAGAAGUGUUAUUUCUUGUAAAAUAAGU
Thelazia callipaeda (thelaziosis nematode) is the source of this 926-nucleotide messenger RNA. The record is from the annotation of a GenBank genome assembly. Lineage: Eukaryota; Metazoa; Nematoda; Chromadorea; Rhabditida; Thelaziidae.